Molecule: messenger RNA, 2094 nt
Organism: Electrophorus electricus (electric eel)
Lineage: Eukaryota; Metazoa; Chordata; Actinopteri; Gymnotiformes; Gymnotidae
Gene: tor2a
Product: torsin family 2, member A
Cellular component (GO): endoplasmic reticulum; endoplasmic reticulum lumen; nuclear envelope
Molecular function (GO): ATP binding; ATP hydrolysis activity
Source: RefSeq, a predicted model, not a curated record
GUUCCACCGUGUAGCCUGUCGUAUGACGUGAACUUGUUACUAAUUAACUGAAUUGGAUAAAAUCAUAAUAAUUACGCUAAUUUUUGUCCGUCAUGCCUAUUACGACAACAAUAGUUAUCGCACACAUUAAUAUUUGAAUAUUAACAGUUAUUUGAAAAUGCAAAUAAAUGUUAAUUUUAGAAAUACAACUAGUGCCUCUAGUGGCUGAAUCAAGCACCGACUGCUACACCUCUGCCAUCCAGCUGAAUAUGGAGCUGUGGUCUGAGGGAGAAACUAUGAUUUUAUUGUCAUUGUUGGUUUAUUUUAUGUCCACGGUUAAAUGUUUUGAGAUGAAAACGAUAUAUUGCACAAUAUCGGAUAGUUGUGACUGUGACUUCAAACCGAACAUACAGGGUCUGGAGUGGGACCUUUAUAAAAAUGUAUAUGGGCAACAUCUGGCACAAGAUAUAGUCUCAGAGUCAGUAGCGAGGUUCCUGCAGAACGAGAACCCAGACAGACCAUUGGUGUUGUCAUUCCAUGGAGCAUCAGGGACUGGUAAAAGUAUGGUCAGCACAAUGCUGGGCCGCUACCUGUAUGGAACAGCCAUGGGAAGCACAUACAUCCAUCAGUAUGUUCCCACGCUGCACUUUCCCUUAGCUGACCGAGUGAGGCAAUAUAGGUCAGAACUGAAGCGCUGGGUGCUGGGUAACCUUACAGCCUGUGCUCGCUCAAUUUUUAUCUUUGAUGAGAUGGAGAAGAUGCCUCCAGGAGUGAUUGAUGUGCUUGAACCAUUCCUUGGACCUUCACAUGUUGUUUUCCAGACCAACUACCGCAAGGCCAUUUAUGUUUUUAUCAGCACUGUAGGUAAAGAAGUCAUUAAUAAAGUGGCACUGGAGAGCCGACAGGCAGAACGAGACCGAGAGGAAAUCCAGCCAGAGGAGCUGGAGGAGGCUAUUGCUGAUGCUGUGUACAACAAUAAGAAUAGCGGAUUCUACAAUUCCAAAAUCAUUUCAGAAAAGCGAAUAGCUCAUUUUGUGCCCUUCCUGCCCUUGCUACGGCGCCACGUGGAACGUUGUGCCCAGCGGGAGCUGUGCCAGCGGGGUGUGUGCCAGCGCAGAGAUGUGGCCACAGCAGUAGGGGGCGCCAUGUCAUACAUGCCACAGGUUGGCCAACACUUCUCAAGCACCGGGUGCAAACUAGUACCUGCCAAAGUCAAUCUUUUCCUCUGAGGACUGGGGCACAAUAUCUGUGGGUACACAUGAGCGUCGGGCCGAGGUUCCUCUCUGCUAGUCAGCAGGGCUGACAGUAACUGAUGUAAUGUGUGAACCAGACUAAAAAUCACACUUGGAGCUCUGCCUUAAAAGCUGAGUUUACUGUUGAGAGGGGAUCUUUGUAUCCUUAUACAGAUACAGGCUGAGACCUUGCUGGCAAGGUCCACCUCCAGGAAACAAGCAGGGUGUCCAGAGUUGCUCCGUAUGUCCUAAAUUACUGCACAGGUUUGGAGCACAUGGAGCGUUUUCAUCAGCAUGGGAGAUUAAGUCAGAAAGGCGUAAGCAACUUUGUGGCAUCAAGAUUUUAUCUGACUCAGUAUGAUCCUUUGAGUGUGUUUGGAAUGUUUACACAAUUUAUAAAUCGGGAAUCAUUUUUUGUGCAAAAGGUAGCUGAGGAAUGAAGUACUGUAUUCUAUGUCUUUACCAAUAGGUGGCAACAUUGUCAUAUUUGGACAGUCCAAAGACUUCAGUUGAAGGAAAUGUUUUUUGUUUGUUUGUUUGUUUGUUUGUUGUUUGUUUUUUGUGUUGUUGUUUUUUUUGAAUGAGCUUUUUUUUCUUGAUGUAUAAUUUAACUGUAAGGUGUGUAGGAAUCUUAUUUCAUAUAUCAUGUAUGUUUUGAUGUGUAGGAAGCUUGCCUUUGUUAAAGCACAUCUGGUUCAUUCAAUUUUAAAUUCAAAAUCUUUUGAAAUUACAUGCAUUAUUCUUUUCAGAGACAGAUUUUGAAAACUUGCAGCAUAGUCCAUCCACAGAGUCAAGUAUUCAGCUGGGGUGAUGGCUGCAUGACAUGAAGUGAAGAAGGGAAUUAUUUGCCUGAAAUAAAUUAAAAGACCCAUUUCAUUGUCAA